AUGACAACAUCAGAUAAACUAUAUGAUAUUAUCAUUAUUGGUUGUGGUCCUGCAGGUAUAGCUGCUGCAUUGGAACUUCAAAAGUAUCAACCUACACCAUCUUUCUUAAUUCUUGAAGCACGUAAUCGUGUUGGUGGUCGAGCUUAUACUGAUACACAUACAUUUGCUACCGAUGAACCUAUUGAUUUAGGCGCACGUUGGAUUCAUCAUUAUCGUCCAGAAAAUCCACUUUCUAUACAUCAUACUCCUUCGGAUAAAGAUCGUUUUAAUUAUCAAUUCUUUAAUGACGCGACAACAACUGCUCAUUUUGAUUAUGAUGGAACAUCUUGGUCUGAAGCAUCAAUGAAUGAAGCAGAAAAAAUUGUCGAAGAAUUUUAUGCACAUAUUAAACAAUAUGACUCUACGAAAGAGGAUAUCUCAAUGUUUGAUGCUAUUCGUGAUAAAUACGAAAAAAUUCAAGAUGAAAAAGUGCGUCGUCUUGUUGAUAUGAACCUGGCUUUUGUAGAGCAUUAUGAAGCUUCAAAUCUUAGUGAAUUAUCAACUAAAUCUUUUGAAAAAUCAGAUAAUGACAUUAAACCAUGUGAUCUUACACUUCCAAUUGGAUUAGGUUCUUUUAUUGAACGAAUAGUCGAACGAAAUCAUCUUCCUGUGCAAUUAAAUAGAAUUGUUACUCAUAUCAAUAUUCUAAUUGAUAAAAAUAGUUCUAUAUGUAUUUCUACUCAAGAUCAGCAACAUUAUAUGUGUAAAUAUAUUUUGAUAACUAUACCUCUUGGUUGUUUGAAAAAGCAUGGAAUACAUUUCACACCAGCAUUACCAGAUUGGAAACAAAAUGCGAUUGACCGAAUGGGUGUGGGCUUAUUAAAUAAGAUACAUAUUCAAUUUCCGUUCACUUUUUGGGAUGAAAAACUCGACAAUAUAUUUAUUUCUUCGAAUCGUUUUCGAUUUUUUGGCUGUGCUUCACAGGAUCAUAUCCUUAUUUUAUUCGUUGCUGGUAAAUUAGCCCGUGAAUUAGAACAACAAACUGAUGAACAAAUAGUUGAACAAAUUAUUCAAUGUCUUCAGCCAAUCUAUCCACAAAUGCCAAAGCCUACGAAAUGGUUAAUGACUCGAUGGGGAUCCGAUCCAUUUGCUUAUGGAUCUUAUUCAAAUUUUAAAACUGGUUCAACACAUGAAACUGUAGAAGAAUUAGCAAAAGAAUGUUAUGAUGGUAGAAUACAUUGGGCAGGUGAACAUACAAAUUAUGGUGGAACAAUAGGAUGUGUUGAUAGUGCUUUUGAAAGUGGCCAUCGUGAAGCAAAACGUAUUUAUAAUAAACUAAAUUAA
Messenger RNA from Adineta steineri, 1323 nucleotides. Lineage: Eukaryota; Metazoa; Rotifera; Eurotatoria; Adinetida; Adinetidae. The record is from the annotation of a GenBank genome assembly.